AUGGCACGUAUUGAUAAUAAAAAAGUAGAAUUUGUUCAUCGAGAAAGUGAAUCAGAUUGUCGAACAUUCAGAACUGGAUCUAUGGGAGAAAAAGAACAACAUAUAAGUCGGUUUCGUCGAUUAACAUCUGGUAGUCUUCGUCAUAAAAGUCGUGGUAGUCAAGUACCAAUAAUAAAAACCGAUUUUAUUGAACCUGUACAUAAUAUAGAUCCAUUACAUACAUACUUUAAUUCUGAUACUGAAGUAAGUGACUCAGGUGUACCUCGAAUAAAUGAUAACUCUUAUAUCAGUAAUACACGUAGACCUAAAAGAUACAGACGUUCAUGUCGUUCUGCUUAUGAAACACCUAAUUAUUCUACUGCUUUAGGACCAUUAAGAGAAAAACAUAAACUUAGUCCAUUGGAACGUAUAUUUUUAGAAGCAGCAGAACGAGGUGAUAAAUCUACCCUGAUCCGAUGUUUAUCAUUUUCAAGUGGUGUAAAUGUUAAUUGUGUUAACAUGUUGGGUCGUACAGCAAUUCAAAUUGCAGUUGAUAAUGAAAACAUUGAAUUAGUUGAAUUACUUCUUGAACAACCUGGUAUAGAAAUUGGUGAUGCAAUAUUGUAUGCUAUUCAAGAAGGUGUUUAUCGAAUAGUUGAAAUGUUAAUUGAUCAUCCAUCAAUCACUAAAGAAAUGUUAGGUACAUCAUGGACAACACAGUGUAUUGGAAUCGGUAAGCGAGAAGAAGAGAGUCAUGACUUUUCUGCUGAUAUUUCUCCAGUUAUGUUGGCUGCAAUUUGUAAUCAAUUUGAAAUUUUACAAUUACUUAUAAAUCGUGGUGCCAGAAUAGAAGAACCACAUAAAUCAUCAUGUUCCUGUGAACAUUGUCAUCGACUACUUACAGAUGAUCCACUGAAGCAUACUCUUCAAAGAAUAAAUACAUAUAGAGCACUUGCUAGUCCAGCAUGGAUAUCGUUGACAUCUCCUGACCCUAUACUAACUGCAUUCGAAUUAUCUUCAGAGCUUCUUCAUUUGGCAUCACGUGAAAAUGAGUUCAAAGAAACAUUCUUAUCAUUAUGUGAACAAUGUAGGAAAUAUGCUUGUGAUUUAUUAGAUCUAUGCAGAGGAACAGGUGAAGUUGUCGCUGUACUCAGUAAAGGGACUGAUAGCGAUGAAAGUCUAAGUGAUAUUAGCAGUGAUGAGUCAGAUGAUCUGCAAGGAGUAAUAAAAACACACAAUCUGUUUCCACCUACAAAUCAUAUUUCUACAUCUUAUUACUCUCCAAAUCGCCAAAUUCACCAAACAAAUCGUAGUCAUCUUGAUCUAAUAAAUAAUCAAUCUGAAAAUAAUCAAAAUUAUUUAAAUAAUGGAAAUGAUUGGCGUGAAUUAUUAGAUAGAACAUAUAUUUCUAAAAAACGACAUCAUAGACGUUAUACAACAUGGAAUCAUCCUACUUAUUCAUGUGCAAAAUUUAAUCAAACAUUAAGUAUAGAAAGUUCAAAUCAUGAUGAAAUAAAUAGUAAUGAAAAUUUGCAUCCAUCUACUAGUAAAAUUAAUGAAUUAUAUGAUCCAGAUAAUCAACUUACUUAUAAAGAUCAUUUAGAAACAACAAAUAAUGUAUAUUCAUCUACCAGAUCACCUAUAACACUCAAUAAUAAUAAUAAUACUUCUAGUUUGUAUCCAUGUAAUAUAAAAGAAAACAAUGAUACUAAUAGUAAUAUUAUAAUAGAACCCAAUUCAAAUGAGAAUGUAUCAACAAUGUUAAUGACAUCAGAACCAUGUUCAUCUAUAUUUUUUGAACGUAAACGUAAUAGUUUCGAUUGGGAAUCACCAAUAUGUAGUUUUAAUCAACAAACUCAAUUAAAUAAUAAUAAUUAUAAUACAAUAAAUUCAAAACAAACUAUUUUCAAAGGAAAUAAAUCAACUCAUCAUUCAAUAUGUUGUUGUUGUUGUAAUUGUUGUUAUUCAUCUAAUUAUAAUGAUUGUCAUUAUUCAAAAUCAUCCAUUAAGAAUAGUAAUGUCAAUCGUUUAAGUAUUAAUAAUAAUAAAUCAUCCACUUCGCAAUUGGAAACUAUUGAAACAUCUGAUAUUAUUGGUAUUAGACAACAGAGGAAAUUUUAUUCAUUUAAAUUAGAUCGUUUAAAAUUAGCCAUUAAACAUGAACAGAAAAAAGUAAGUAGUAAAUGA
Schistosoma haematobium is the source of this 2166-nucleotide messenger RNA. Its product is annotated as bifunctional tryptophan synthase trp1. Bases 1 to 2166 code for a protein of 721 amino acids. The transcript has a single exon. Gene Ontology annotation, cellular component: cation channel complex; membrane. NCBI's taxonomy places the organism in Eukaryota, Metazoa, Platyhelminthes, Trematoda, Strigeidida, Schistosomatidae. Gene Ontology annotation, biological process: manganese ion transport; calcium ion transmembrane transport; regulation of cytosolic calcium ion concentration. Gene Ontology annotation, molecular function: inositol 1,4,5 trisphosphate binding; store-operated calcium channel activity; protein binding. The record is from RefSeq and is a predicted model, not a curated record.